CGCCCCUUCUUCAGGUGUUGCGGUGGUUCCACGUCGCCUGGCGGUCCGUAGCUUCCGUGAGCCCGGGCUGCCCCCAGCGUCCGGAGCGCCGGCCCUUCGGCUCCCGCGCGGCCAUGGCGGGGCCGGGCCCGGGCCAGGGGGACCCGGACGAGCAGUACGAUUUCCUGUUCAAGCUGGUGCUGGUGGGCGACGCGAGCGUGGGCAAGACGUGCGUGGUGCAGCGCUUCAAGACGGGCGCCUUCUCCGAGCGUCAGGGCAGCACCAUCGGCGUCGACUUCACCAUGAAGACGCUGGAGGUCCAGGGCAAGCGGGUCAAGCUGCAGAUCUGGGACACAGCUGGCCAGGAGCGAUUCCGCACCAUCACCCAGAGCUAUUACCGCAGUGCCAACGGGGCCAUCCUGGCUUACGACAUCACCAAGAGGAGCACCUUUCUGUCCGUGCCUCACUGGAUCGAGGACGUGAGGAAGUAUGCGGGCUCCAACAUUGUGCAGCUGCUGAUCGGGAACAAGUCGGACCUCGGCGAGCUCCGGGAGGUCCCGCUGGCCGAGGCACAGAGCCUGGCAGAGCACUAUGACAUCCUGUGUGCCAUCGAGACGUCGGCCAAGGACUCGAGCAACGUGGAGGAGGCCUUCGUGAGGGUGGCCACGGAGCUGGUCAUGCGGCACGGUGGCCCUCUGCUCAGUGAGAAGGGCACCGACCACAUCCAGCUGGAUAGCAAGGACGUCGGAGAGAGCUGGGGCUGCGGCUGCUGACCGGGGUGCAGGGCAGGCAGGCAGGGUCCUCCCCACCUCCUCUCUCUGGCCUGCCAGGCCCACCCCUCCAGAGCUGGCCCUCCACGGUGCCGGUGACCCUAGAGCAGCUGGAUAAAGCCCUGGAAUUCUCCAUUCCGUGGCCUGGGUGCUUGAUGGGAAAGCUACCCUCGAUGAAGGAAGCAGUGGGGUACCUUCUGAGGGAGACCUGUUGGCCUGUGGGGCGUGGGGCCCCACCUGCCAGCCAGUGGCCGUCCCCUCUGUGUUCUUCACAGUCCAGGACUGGCCCAGGCCUGCCGGUGUGGAUCCCAGCAGGAGAGGGGCUGGGAUGUGCCUCCCUUGCUGCACACGUACUGGGUCUGACCAUUUCACACCUUGAGUCUUGCUGCAGCUGAGGCGGCAGGGGUGUGGCUGGUGCCUUGGGUUCUUUCAGGUCACUCCAGGGCCUCUGUACCGAGUGAGAGCAACCCGCCCAGCAGACUCGGUUCCUGAGCACAGCCCCAGGGAAGCCCCAGCUCCUUCCAGGACGGGAACUUCCUUCCUUUCUUCACUGCCAGCUCGAAGCUCACAGACAGCUUGGGGCUUGGCCUGCUGCCUUAGCAAGACCUCUCAAGUUUUCUGGUUUUCCGUGUAGCUUCUUGUUUUCGUCUGCACAAGUAUGGGGUCAUGGCCCACAGCCCAGCGGGGACCGUCUGCUGGCCUGGGGCCCAAAGUGUGGCCACUCAGGUUGCAAAACCAGCUGAUUCCUUCAGCACUGACUCUCAGAACUUGGGGGUUGGGGGAAUGAGGUGGGAAUGUGGACACUUAAGGGAAAAGUAAACGCUUGCAUCCCUGAGGCUACGGUCUGAGAGGGACCCUCAGGGCACUUAGUCUUAGCUGUGCAGAAGCCCUUCCUGCCACGUUCAGAGUGACAGCUCCCUAACUGCUUCCAGUCUAGCUUCUGGUUUCUCAAACCAAAAAGGCGAUGCCCCGGCAGUCCUGGGUCCGGCUCUUCUAUCCUGGGCCUUACCAGCCUCAACGUGUGCAGGGUGCUGAGGUUAGAAGGCGGGUGGGGGCUGGGACCACUGGGGCUGCACUCGGCGGGUAGCUCAGAGGGUCACAGGGAUUGAGCUGGGGGAGGCAGUGAUCUCCCUUUACCACCCGGACCCCCUAUGUCAGCCCAGUCUAGCCCCUUAGGGCCCCUCAGUGGAGGGCCCCGGGAAAUAAACUGCUGUCAGAGCCGUGGGCAAGGUCA
Messenger RNA from Lynx canadensis (Canada lynx), 1983 nucleotides. RefSeq names its product RAB43, member RAS oncogene family (gene RAB43). Gene Ontology annotation, molecular function: GTPase activity; GTP binding. Gene Ontology annotation, biological process: regulation of exocytosis; protein secretion. The transcript is spliced from 3 exons. The record is from RefSeq and is a predicted model, not a curated record. Bases 114 to 752 code for a protein of 212 amino acids. NCBI's taxonomy places the organism in Eukaryota, Metazoa, Chordata, Mammalia, Carnivora, Felidae.